This is a messenger RNA of Eucalyptus grandis, 3128 nucleotides long. Its product is annotated as putative disease resistance RPP13-like protein 2. The transcript is spliced from 2 exons. Lineage: Eukaryota; Viridiplantae; Streptophyta; Magnoliopsida; Myrtales; Myrtaceae. The record is from RefSeq and is a predicted model, not a curated record. Gene Ontology annotation, molecular function: ADP binding. Bases 109 to 2895 code for a protein of 928 amino acids. Gene Ontology annotation, biological process: defense response to other organism.
UCACAUCUUCUUCUUCUCACAGCUACAUACAUACAAGCACAAACCUCAUUCCGUUGCAUAACAGAGAAGGGCUGAGCUGAGUGCAAGUCCCGCCGGCAUUCGGCCGCGAUGGCAUCUCCCGAGGUGGCCGCUCUCGACAAGUCGCUACACGUACUCUCCGAGAGAGAAAUUCUCUUGUCUGGAUUACCAGAUAAUAUCACGACGGCCGUUAGUCAUCUCCAGACAAUCUUGAUCACCUUGAUGGUACUGCAAUCCGGCACGGACAACGACGAGCAAAGCGGCGACCACGGACCUGGCCUCCUAGGUCGAGCUCGAGAUGCUGCGGACUUCGCCGGUAAGUUCCUCCUGGAAGCAUCACGACACUUGAAGUCCCCUAAGGGCCGCCUCGCGAAAAUUCGCGCGCUAGUCCGCUUCACGUCGCUCAGGGCACGCGUGCGCGCCUCGGAAAGAAAGGCCCUCGAUUUGAUCAUUAGAGUCCAUACAUUGUCCACUCACCUGUCCCAAACGCAAGAUCCGCCUCGCCAUGACCUGCUUAUUCUCGAUGAAGACGCUUCAUCGAGGAAUAUGCAUCGAGUGAAAGUAUGUUGGAAUGGGAAAAUUGAGUCGGACAUUGUGGGUCGUGAGGCUGAAGUGCGGAAGCUCCUGGCUCGGUUGACCUUGAAAGAUGGCGAUCAGGAUGCGUUGAGACUUCGCAUCGUUUGGGUGGUGGCAGAGGAACCCAUCGGCAAGACGGCUCUCGUAAGGAGCGUGUACAACAGACCCGAGCUAGAUCAUAGCUUCCAAUGUCGCGUCUGGGUUCAUCUUCCCGAUGAAGUCAACUUGAAAGUCAACUUGAAAGAUCUCUUGGUGAAGAUAGUGAAGCAAACACCUGUGCCAGAACUGAAGGAUCUAGAGCACAAAAGUGAUAAAUACCUGAAGGAGAUGCUUCACAAGUCCUUGAUGGAAUUGAGGUACCUCAUCGUGUUUGACAAUUUGCGUGAGGCCAAGGUGAUGGACGAGCUCAUGACCCUCCUCGCAGACUCGAGGAAUGGAAGCAGAGUCAUCGUCACUACUCGGGAUCCCAAAAUCCCGUCAAUUAUAUACCCUUGGGCUUCUCCUCUAAAGCUGGGCCAAUUAGAUGCUGACCGGAGCGAGCUCUUGUUGAAGGAAUGCGGCUCCAUUAGCGAAGAUCCGGGGCUCAAAGCGAGUAUUCUGAGCAAGUGCAGUGGCUCUCCUCCGAGGAUUUUGCUGCUUGGAGGACUUACGAUGGCGAGCGGUGAUUCUUCGCCUCUCAUGGACCAGCUCGUUGAUGAUCCCACGCUCCAUGAUAUCGUUUCCCUGAGCUACCACAAAUUGCCUUACCUGCUCAAGCCCUGUUUGCUUUACUUGUGCCUCUUUCCCAAAGACUCGGACAUCUCGACAAGGAGGCUCUUCCGGCUAUGGCAAGCUGAAGGAUUGGUCCCAGUGCUCGAGUUCACGGCCAUGAAGUGCUUCGAAGAAUUGGUUGGUCGAAACUUGGUUCAUGUGGUGAGGCGUAGGAAGCGGAGUGAAGAGCCCAAAUCUUGCCGUGUGCCUAGUUUCCUGCACGAUUUCUUGUGCGAGAUGGCAACGCGACUCGGACUACUUCAGAUCCAUUCGGACACCAAGGGAACUAAUCAUGAUGAAGAAUCUAAGCUUGUUAAUGGCUGCUUAUGGAUUGUCAAGCAGAAGAGUGCUGAGACGGGGGAUCAUUCGCACGGCAACAUCCAAUUCCGAUACCUCCGUUCCUACGUAACCUUCAAAACGCAGAAGCAGGGGACUCGUUCAAGGGAAGUGGAAGAGCUGCUUCGGCCAUUGAUUUCAGAGGCAAACUGCGGUCUGCUCAGGGUGCUCGAUCUGGAGGGGACUUACAAGCCGUUGCUCCCAGACGAACUUGGUAAUGUACUGCUGAACUUGAGGUACUUGGGAUUGCGAUGGACGGUCCUCGAUUCUAUCCCUGAUUCACUCAGGAACAUGUCCCGCCUUGAGACAUUGGAUCUGAAGCACACUAACGUUAGGAAAUUGCCGAGUUCGAUUUGGAAGGUGAAGUCCCUCCAGCACCUGUACAUGAACGAGGUGUGCUUUGAUAAGUCCACCAGUGGUGGUAGCUUGAGCAAUCUCCAAACCUUGUGGGGCUUAUACAUUGGAUCUGCUAAGAGUCGCAUGCUCGAUGUGCUUAGUAAAUCGACCGGGCUCGAGAAAUUGGGGCUGACGUGUAAUUCUCCAGUGGUGAAGGAAGUGACCGAGUGCAUUUCGAAUCUAACCAUACUUCGAUCCCUGAAGCUGAGAUCCAGGGAUCUCUUCGGUCAGCCCUCGGAUCUCGACUUGAGCGAUAUUAAGGAACUCAACUCUCUUUCGGACUUGUAUUUGCUCGGGGGCUUACCCAUGCAAGAAAGCUUGACGCUUCUUCCUCGGGACCUGAAAAUCCUUACCUUGUCCAUGUCAGGACUAGUCGAUGAUCCGAUGCUGGUGCUAGGAGAGCUCAAGAGCUUGGAAGUUCUUAACUUAUUUGCAGAAUCCUAUACGGGUAAAAAAUUGGAUUGUCCCUCAGGUUCAUUCCCAAGCCUUCGCGUCCUCAAACUGUGGAUGUUGGAGGAAGUGGAAAAAGUUUAUGUAGGAGACGAAACCACUCUUUGUCGCCUGGAAGAGCUGGAGAUCAAGGAAUGCAGACGCCUAACUUAUAUUGCUUCGUUGGAUCAUAUUGAAUCCCUGAAACAAAUAAUAUUGAUUAAAGUGGAGGAAGAAUUGGCGACGAACAUCAAAGCCAGAUUGAUCCGAAAACUGUUCAUCAAUGGGAAGCAAUUAGGGACCUCUCCUUCUUCCCGAGAAAUAUUCAUCAAAGAGAAGCAAUUGGUACGCCCUCCUCCUCCUUCUGCGCAGGCACCCCAAGAUAAUUGACGAGGAAUGGACGUGAAUCGUGAUCGUUCCUCUUUUCCGGACACUGUCGUACUUUUUUUCUUGAUAUUUAUGGAUGUCAUCGUGUAUUGCAAAUUAUAUUCGAUAUUUAAGUGUUCUAGAAAAGAGAGUGGAGUUCGCAAAAGAUUCUUACUCUGGAUCCCAAUUUUAUAGUAGAAACAUCCUAUGUAAACUUUUAUUUACACAAGCUAUUUUAGAUGCAUACUAUUUAUGAA